ACUUGACAUCAUUUUGACACUUAAUAUAUUUAAUGCUUCUAAGGCCCAUCACGACUUAAUAAAUGGCGCCAAAACGUAUUGUGGAACAUAGAAAAUCAGCUUCCAGUUUUGCAUACUAUAUCAAAACCUCCGUCACUCAGUCUACAGUUCUAAUGCGAAAAUGCAUCAGAAAUGCUAAGGUGCAUCGCACUUCGUAGAAACAGACCAUUACGGCAAAAUACCGUUUUGCGGCGGAUUUAGUAAUACAGAAGUUCUACCCGUUUCUCGAUCAUUACCAUUAGAUAUUAAUGAGGUAAAAGCAGCAAAAUAAUGAGAAGGAAGGUAACCAACGAUCUGAGAGUGGGGGAUACUGUCGAAGUCGAUGGAUUUUACUAAGCUACUUCUUGUUCUUAGUAAUUGUUUCCAGGUCAGACAUUCGAGAGCCCGUGCCGAGAAAGUUAAUCAAGCGACGCGGACUGUGACACACACGCCUUCUUGACUGCACCGCGCUUCUUCAUCGUGAAUAUUCGUUUGUUUUGUUCGACUGUUUGAAAGGAAAGCAACCGUCUUUUGGGUUCAGCAUGGAACGUAUUUUCCUACUCUUGAUGUUAUUACAAUCAGCGAUAUGCCAUCCCAAGACAAGGGAAGCCUUCGAUCUACAAAACAUAUCUCCACCAGAAGAAAUAAAUCGCCUUUCCUAUGAUGAUUUUAAUCAACCUGCCCAUUCCUUCAAUUAUAAUAAUAUGGAUAGCAUCAUUGUGGAGGUGGAAAAGCUUAUCAGCUCGCAAAGAAACCUGCCUCGCCUCACAAGAGGUGAGAUCCUGGACCUUUUGGAGAACAUCACUGCCAGUGACUUGGAGCAAUAUCAACACGAUCACAUCGACAGUCUACCUCGAGGUAGGAACCCUAAAGCAUACAUGGUUGUGAAGGCUUAUAGCCCUGAAGAAAACGAAGCUGGUAGGGUUGAGGAGCUAUACACCAAAACGCCUGUCACACAGAUUGUGGCCGAUCAACAUGUUAAAGAGGUUGGGCCAUCUGAAGGAAAAGACAGCACAACCGGACUAAACAAAAAAAUACAUAGAGGUAGAAAGAGGACAACAACUACAACAAGUGCUCCAAUCAUCGAUACUUCAACGACUGAUAUAGAAACAUUUCCCGAUAUAACUGAUGAAAGAUUUCAUCCGAGUACGUCUUCUGAAAAGCCUGCAACUGUGACGCACCAUCGAAGACGGAGGCCAACUCCAGCGAGAGAUUUGAACAGGACAAGGAAAGUAUCAUCCACAACAGACACGCCAAUAACGACUUACUCAUCCAGAAGAAGGAGACCAGUCAUGAGGACUACAUCUACCACUACAGAGCAAUACGCAAAUCAUAGAUACUCUAUCCAAGAAGAAGGUAACAGAAUACCUUCAUCAAGUCUUCCAUUUGGUGAAAAAGAUACAGCGCAAUCCCAGCACCAGGAUGACCCAUACAGUUCAAAUGAUGACUUGAUAAUGAUGGAGAAUUCUAGGAAAGAAAUACCGCUCGCUUUAACUAGAACCACAAAGGCACCAUCGUACUAUACUCGAUCUAGUACUAGUAAUCCCGAAAUCGAACCAUUUGUUCCACAAGAAGGUAUAGCUGAUCAAGCGUCCAGUUAUAGUGAUAUCCUCUCCACGAAACUAUCAUACCAACCAGCGCCUAGUUACAUCGCUGACUUAGAUACAGCUCCAGCUGAACAUAUUGCUGUUUCCAGAGCCACGUCCACUUCUGCUCCUUCAACAACUGUUCCUGAUAUAAGCCCAGUGGCUGAUAAUCUGUCUUCAGAAAUGAGGGACCUUCUUGUUAGUUUUGGAUUGAUUCAGGGCCCUAAGCCUAUUGAGGAUGUUAAAAAGGAUGAUACUUAUAAUCCCGAAAAGGCAGAAGUAGACCCAGGAUCGUACGUUGGUUUUAAACCAUUACCUGUAAAUAACGAUGAAAGUAGAAGUGAUAUGGAUCUACUUUUAGCUAGAUUCGGAUUAGGAAGGAAUUCUAAAAAUCAAUUACCACAGUCAGCAGAGAAAAGAUCCGAUGAAGAUACUGACGGCACUGUGAUAUUAGAUGUAGUGCCAGAACAGUACCAGGGGGUUUUAGAAGACAUUGGACUGCCAACGAGGCAAGGCAAAAAGAUCAGAACGGAACCAUUGACCAAAACAUUGGAGAAGACUAACGAGUAUACCCCACCAAAAGCAAACAGCAAUGCGCAAGAAAUCGAAAAACUGAACAAGCUACUAAAUAUAAUCCAGAAAAUCGAAAAACUGAACAAGACCCUAUCAAACGACGACACUGAUAACGAACAACUGAGAGAAGUGGUGGAAAGCCUCAAUGUGGACACCAAGGUGACACCUCUGAACCAUCAGAAUGCGCCAAAUCCAUUGAACUAUGACGAUGGGUUGAGCAAGAACGAAAUCAAACGUCAACAAAACACUAAAGAUGCCGCUGAAGCCAAAGCUGAUCAGGAACAGGUGCAAGUUGUCACGCCAACUGUGAAGUUAAAUGUCGAAGAAACUAUUUCAGUUUCGGCAUCAACUCCAGCAAAAGAAGAAACUGCAACUCCCAACAUAAAAGAUUUGGAAGAUUCUUUCGGAGGAAAAACUGAUCCUCCAACAGAACCACCAGCAACCGAGGCUGCUACAAAAAGGACAGGGUUCUACUAUCUCGUAGAUUGGAACACCUUUUUGGAAGUUGACGAUCAGAAAGGCAAGAGAGUGAACUUGAGAUUCCAGCCUACUAUUGGCGAUCCGAAGAGGUUUUACUCAGUUUCAGUGCCUUAAGCAAAAUAAGUGGUUAAUACUUGAACAUUUAUCAGCUUGCUCUGAGAAGUAACAUAUUUCUGAUUGUGGCAUGUAUUAAAGCAACCUAACUUGGUUGCUUAGAAGCGUUAGACAAGGAAGCUAAUGUAUUUUAAUUUUGUAUAAUACGCGCCGAUAAUUCUUUAAAUAUAUUAAUAAGUUUAUUUUUAUGAGGGUGUUUGCCCCAAAAUCAUCAUCGUCAAACUGACUUGUCUCUUGAACUGUUAGUACUAAAGUUUGUAGAAGUACCUCCAACAAAAUUAAAUUCUUAAUCGCUUAUGGUUGCAUUUAAUAAAUGCUUCUAUUGUAACAUAGUUUGCUCAAUAGUACUUAAGUAAUUUAUGCAGUUGUAUCCUUAAUUAAAUAAAAUUUAUUUUAAAUCAAUAAUUGUGGAAUAGAUAUACGUAUAAACUAGAUAAAUUGUAGCCAUAUUAAAAAGUAAAAAUAAAUUAUUAUAAAAUCAAAAGAAUGUAUUAAAUU
Molecule: messenger RNA, 3269 nt
Organism: Acanthoscelides obtectus
Lineage: Eukaryota; Metazoa; Arthropoda; Insecta; Coleoptera; Chrysomelidae
Source: the annotation of a GenBank genome assembly